Messenger RNA from Rotaria sordida, 2115 nucleotides. The record is from the annotation of a GenBank genome assembly. NCBI's taxonomy places the organism in Eukaryota, Metazoa, Rotifera, Eurotatoria, Philodinida, Philodinidae.
AUGCCUGAUUAUUAUAUCUUUGGCUUUGCUUUUACAGAAUUACCAGAUUUUUCUGAUCCAAGAAUAGGAUGGGGUGCACGUGGAAAAGGUACAAUUUUUUCUCAAUUAAUGGUUUUACGACAUGCAUCAGAAAAAUUUCGUCUUGCUUAUGAAUUACCAUUAGAAACGAAUGAAUUAUUUGGUACAUCUAAUCAAUUUUCUAAUGUAACUGUUGAUGAUCUUGAUGAAAAUUCUUAUCGAUUUGAUAUACUUGCUAAAUAUGAUUUAUGGAGAAAAAAAAAUCCUAUAAAACAAUAUGAUGAAUUAAUUGAUUAUAAAAAUUUAAAUGAUUAUUUCUAUGAAAAUGAUCUUGAUGAUAAUGAAAUACCAGAUUAUGACGAAGAAAAUUCUCAAACAUCAUUACUUUAUCAAUGGCAUCGUGAUAGACAUUUUGAUAUUGGAAACUCAAUUAUAAAAUAUGUUGAUGAUAAAAUGAUUAAUAUAACUGUAUUAGAAUUUGUUAAAAAUUUACCACAAUUUAAUCGAGCUAAUUAUCAAUCAGCUAGAUUACCUUUUGAUCUUUUUCGACCAUAUGCAUAUUUACUCGAAGAAAAAUAUCGAGGAAGAACAGAAUGUUAUAUUGUAGUAAAUUCAACACCACAAACAACAAUUCUUUUUAUUCCACUUGAUGAACGUUUUACAACAAGAUCGAUUGUAUUAAAUUUAGCUCGUCUUAUUCAAGAUGAUUUUAUAUUAUUAACACCACCCAUAGAAUUAAUAAGUCAUUGGAAACAACCAGCAAAUACAAGCAUACUUUUUCAAUGGAUACAUGAUCAAAUAAUAAAUUCAUGCACAAUGUCUACAUCAUGUUCAUUAUUAAUAUCAACUGAACAACUUAUUUAUGGUGGUCUUAUUAAUAGUCGAAUAAGUAAUACUUCAUUAGAUGAAUUAAAUUCAAGACUUAAUAAAUUAGUUGAAUUUAAACGUGAAUUUGGUUCAAAACUUCAAAUUUAUCUUAGUUCUGUUAUAAUGCGUAUACCAGCAUAUAAUGAAGAUUUUGAAGAACCUGAGUAUUGGGCUAUAUAUGGUCGUCUUAUUUAUUUAUGGUCGUUUUAUACAGAUCGAUAUGCUGUACUUCAUAAUCCAGCUGAUGAAGAGCAAGUUCAUAUUUUAGAAAAACAAAUACCAUCGAAUAUUCUCGAUGAAUUUAUACGGCGACGUGCAAGAAAUUAUAAUUUAACUUAUACACUUCUACAUGAUUAUACUAAAGUUUAUUUUGAACGUAUUUGGUUAACACUUGAUGAUAAUGCUGAAUAUGGAUUAAAUAAAGCUGAAGAAAGACAAUUAAUUAAAUUAAUUAAUGAUCCUUCAUUAAAUAUAAGUUCAAAAGUAAAUAUUUAUCCUGGUGCUGAUGAAGUUAAUUUAGCAAUACUUAGUCAAAUUGUUGUCAAUAAUAAACAACAACAACAAUCAUCAAUACCAACAAUUACUGUACUUUAUAGAAAUAUAACAACAAAAAAUUAUAUACCAAAUUAUGAAGGAGCACCACUUAAUGAAAGUAUACUUAAACAAAUAAUAGCUGUCGGUGGACAUUAUAUUGAAUAUAAUAAUGAAACAUCUACUGAUAUUCUUGUUCUUGUUAAUAAUUGGUCAACAGAUAAACAACAAGAAGCAACUCAAUUACAAACUUGUGAAGAUUAUUCUACAUUAGAUAUUCAAACAAAUAAAUCUAUUAUUGUUUAUGCUGAUGUACGUUAUAGUAAUGGUGGUGAUAUUUGUUUUUCACAAUGGAUAUUAAAUCGUACACUAUUUGGUACAUAUACUUAUGCUGGAUGGAAUACUAAUGGAAAUACAUUAGGUACAUGUUUAAAAAACCGUCGAUUUACAUUAUAUCGUUUUAUUGAAGAUGUUCAAUAUCAAGCUUUUCUACGUCAACAUCUUUUAGAAUAUAUUACUGAUAUAUCACUCGAUCCACUAGAUAAACUUAAUAAUGAUCCUAUAUUUUAUGAAACAUAUAUUCAAAAAGGUUUUAUAUCAUAUGGAAAUAAAAUAACAAAUGAAUUUAAUGUUACUAAUGUUUAUUAUCCAUGGAAUCGAACAUUUGAAAUUGGUUUUCAAUUAAUAGAUAAUAAAUAA